GUCCGUCAACCACAAACAGGGUCGGCGCUGGAGGCGGGCAACCUGUCAGGGAAGCGGCGGGGCGCGAUCCAAAAAGAACCCAGCGCGUCUGCGCAGACCCGUAAGGGUCCCAAAGCAAAAAAGCCUGGCAGUAAGAAAAAGAAAAUCACCAAAGCUGAACGAUUGAAGCUGCUACAAGAGGAGGAGGAGAGACGGCAAAAAGAGGAAGGUACAAAAUACACAGUGAUACUAUUUUCACAUAUAGAGGAAGCUCGUGUGAAAUAUGAAAAAGAAGAAAUGGAAAGACUUGAAAUGGAACGAAUUGAGAAAGAAAAAUGGCAACAACUUGAAGCAAAAGAUCUGGAAAGGCGAAAAGAAGAACUUGAAGAACUUUAUUAUUUAGAAGGGUGUUUUCCUGAAGCAGAGAAAUUGAAACAAGAAAAUAGAUUGCUUUCUCAGUGGAAACACUACAUUCAAUGUGAUGGGAGUCCUGAUCCUUCAGUAGCCCAAGAAAUUAAUACUUUCAUUAGCUUGUGGAAAGAGGAAACAAAUGAGACUUUUGAGGAAGUAAUUGCAAAGAGUAAACUAGUUCUAUAUUUAAUUGAGAAAUUGAAAUUAAUUUUAUUGGAAACUCCACCAUAUGAUUUGCAAGAUAAAAAUAUAACCCAGUACCAAGGAUCAAUCCUGGAACUGCAGGAGCUCCUUCACCUUAAGUUUAACAUAGCCACAGAAAUAUUACUCAGACAAGCUAGUACUUUAGCAGAUCUGGACAGUGGAAAUAUGGAAAAAGUCAUUCAAGAUGAAAAUGUUACUCUAUAUGUAUGGGCAAACCUCAAGAAGAAUCCAAGAUACAGAAGUGUCAGAUUCUCUGAAACACAAACUAGAUUUGAACUUCCACGGAUAUUAGCAACGAGUGACAUUGCCCUACGACUCCUGCAUACCCACUAUGAUCAUGUCACGCCACCAUUCCCUGUUCGAGCAUUGUCACAAGAACGCACUUCCACAGAAGCUCACUUUGUCGAAGGUGAAGUUAAUGUUGUAGAAACAGAAAUCCCUGAAGAUUUUGAAGAAGAGCAUAAACAACGAGAAAAUGAGUCUAUCUCAGUUCAUGAGGAAGAAAUAAAAAUUGAAGAACAAGUUGAUACUGAAGUACAAAGGAGUUCUGUCCAGGAAGAAUCUAAAGCCACAAAAUAUGAACUGGAGAUGAAAUUAUUAAGUGAAACAGUUUCAGCAGCGCAGUUGUUGCUGAUUGAGAAUACUUCUGAAAAGCCAUAUUUCUUUGAAGAUGAUGAGGUUGAUACAUGCCAAUUCACAAUGCUGGGUGGAGUGUAUCACUUGGAUAUUUUGGAGCUUCCCCCACAGUGCAAACCAGUGAAGGGCUGGAUGAUUAUGGAAAUACUCAAAGAAGGAUUACAGAAAUACAUAUAUCCUCCAGGAACUACAGAAGACUUUGAAACAGAAAAUGCUUUCCCACCAGUAGAGGUCAUUCUUGAAGUUCAUGAGAAUGUGAUCUUUUUUGAGAACCCUAUGGUUGCAAGGUGGGAUGCUGAAGGUAAACAUUGGAAAACUGAUGGCAUCAGCAAUGUAUCUUACAAAUCAAGAGAAAGACUUAUAACAUUCAAUCUGGAAACUUUUGGCCCUAUUACCUUGAUUCAAGAUACUCAUAUUAACAUGCCAUACCAAUCAUGGGAACUAAGACCACUUGAUGUGAAUAAAGUACUUUUGACUGUGAUCACAGUGUUUACUGAGAUUCAAAUACAAAUUAAGGAAGACCUCUGCAUGUUAGCUUCAAUAAAACUAGAUGACAAAAAGCAUCCCUCUGUUUUGGAAGGAAAAUGGAUGAAUCCUAUUUCUUUCAUUAUUGCUUUGAAAGAAGCUGGACUGAAUAUCUUCCCUACUGGACACUCUCAUUUUUAUGUUGUUAUAAACCAUAAGGUUCCUUUGGUAGAAAUGAAAGCUUGCCGACAAAUGGCCCUGCUAAGUUCUGCUUUUGCAUUUGGUUGGAGCAGGUGGAAUGCACAUUGUGAUUCUAAAAAAGUUGUCCUCAAGGUGAUGGAACACCUUGCUAAAGAAGAACCUAUUCAGAAUCCUGAUUGGACCCUUUUAAUGUUUAGUGGUGAUAGAGCACAAAGGCUCAAGAUUGAUGAAUACAGUGAAACAUUCUCUGAAGCCCUUAAAGAAGAAACUGAGUUUCAUUCUACUUUAUAUCACAUGGUUAAGGAUUUUGCUUCUAAGGAAGCAAUGGAGAAAAUUAGGAGCUCCAACUGCCAGUUUAUUAAUUCUGUAUGCCAUAUGCUACUCUCAAUUAGAUUAUUUAGCUAUUCUUAACCCCCACUGAUAAAUUUUGCUCAGUAUGGAGAAUCGAGCAAUUUGGAGAAAAAUCAGGUACUUCUUCAAUAAAAUGUAACAAGUGAAUAUAUUUCAAGUAGGCUAUUAAAAUGAUCCAAUCAGCAUUUUAUACUCAAAUUUUUUUAAAUGUGGGGUUUUUCCCUGUGAAUACAGGCCUACUGAGACGUUUAAUUUUCACUGUAUGACGAUUUAAUCAUUCUUUAUUUCAAUAAAUUUUAACAAACAA
Pteropus alecto (black flying fox) is the source of this 2554-nucleotide messenger RNA. RefSeq names its product cancer susceptibility 1 (gene DNAI7). The transcript is spliced from 16 exons. NCBI's taxonomy places the organism in Eukaryota, Metazoa, Chordata, Mammalia, Chiroptera, Pteropodidae. The record is from RefSeq and is a predicted model, not a curated record. Gene Ontology annotation, cellular component: axoneme. Gene Ontology annotation, molecular function: beta-tubulin binding; microtubule binding. Bases 277 to 2307 code for a protein of 676 amino acids.